This is a messenger RNA of Sorex fumeus (smoky shrew), 1065 nucleotides long. RefSeq names its product ankyrin-1-like. The transcript has 4 exons. The record is from RefSeq and is a predicted model, not a curated record. Bases 625 to 987 code for a protein of 120 amino acids. NCBI's taxonomy places the organism in Eukaryota, Metazoa, Chordata, Mammalia, Eulipotyphla, Soricidae.
AGGCUAUCUUUUGACCAUUUUCCUGAUUGUUAGGAAAGAUAGUAAAAUUCUUAGAUUUUUCUUUUGCUUCCUUCCUGAUGAGUGUAGCUGUGGGUAUUAAUGGUAGUAGGAUUUGGGAUGGUAUGUUCCCUUUUUAAAUUAGCUUAUAUUGAGAGAAGUCAUUGUGGCAUUUUAACUGAGAACUUAUUCUAUAAAAGUUGAUAGAAAACUUUAGAAAUCAAGUUGUAACAUGAAUAUGAAUGAGUUGUGCUCUGUGUGUGUCCACAUGCUCAAAUGGGCCAUGGGAGAAGUGCUAGUGGAAGCUUAAAGGAAACUCUGUAAUGGAAAAUAGCUACUAUUAGAAAAUAUUUUCAAGAAUUCUUAUGAGUUUGCAGUUUGGUUUCGACCACUGGUCCUACGUCAGAGGAUGAAUAAAGGUUUCAUAAAUAUAAAAAUAUAAAAAGUCAAAAACUUCCGGGAGAUCUGAGCCUGAUCUCUUAAGAAACUCAAACUCAUAUAUAUUUUGUGGCUAGACCUUAGGACAGUAACAACCACCUGGGUCAUUUGAUAGAUGAUUUCAGAAAAGAGUCGCCUUUUUUGUCCCCUGACAAUCAGGUCAAAAGUCCGGGUGCAGCUUUUACACGGAUGACCGCCUGCUGUUACAAGGACUUGAGUGAGAGUGAUUCGAGCUCAGAGGAAGAACGGAGGGUCACUACCCGCAUUACUCGCCGUCGUUUGAUUAUAAAGGGAGAGGAAGCAAAAAACAUUCCUGGUGAAUCUGUCACAGAAGAGCAAUUCACUGAUGAAGAAGGCACCCUCAUCACCAGAAAAAUCACUCGGAAAGUAAUAAGACGAAUUGUUAUCCCACAAGAAAAAAAACGCGUUGAUGUGGUAAUGGAGAGGGUUGGCCAAGAGAAAGUAGAGGAUAAACGCUUUGCGAAUUCUUUGGAGAAUGCUGCUAAUAGGCUGGCAUCUGUGGUGUGGCAGCUUGAAGCAUUUUGCUCUUGACUUAUUCUGCGUUUGAUCAAUAAAAGAAAAAAGAUUUUCUAAUACUCUUGAUUCAGAGUUUCACAGAGAUAAAAUUCA